Messenger RNA from Nezara viridula (southern green stink bug), 237 nucleotides. NCBI's taxonomy places the organism in Eukaryota, Metazoa, Arthropoda, Insecta, Hemiptera, Pentatomidae. The record is from the annotation of a GenBank genome assembly.
AUGUUCACUUGCGUCGCUUGCAAAAAAGUACUGUGCUCAAAGGCAAGCCUCAAGCGGCAUGUAGCAGACAAGCACGCCUCUAGGCACGAAGAAUAUCGCUGUGCAAUUUGCGAAAGAGUCUACUGUUCAAGGAAUUCACUUAUGACUCACAUCUACACCUAUCACAAGACGCAGCGGCCCCCUGCCGCAGCGGAUUACUACCACCACACAACUCCACCGACAGAUGUCAAAUUUUAG